This is a messenger RNA of Anthonomus grandis grandis, 9192 nucleotides long. RefSeq names its product papilin (gene Ppn). The coding region runs from base 247 to 8787 and encodes 2846 amino acids. Gene Ontology annotation, biological process: extracellular matrix organization. Gene Ontology annotation, molecular function: metalloendopeptidase activity; serine-type endopeptidase inhibitor activity. Lineage: Eukaryota; Metazoa; Arthropoda; Insecta; Coleoptera; Curculionidae. The transcript is spliced from 44 exons. The record is from RefSeq and is a predicted model, not a curated record. Gene Ontology annotation, cellular component: extracellular matrix; extracellular region.
GGGGCCAUCAUCAACGACGGACUCGGCCCGGUCAGAGGCAGAUGAGUCUUAUUCCCGCGUACGACCCGUAGGAAGUUACUGCUGCUGCUGCUGCUGCAGUACCAUAGUAGAAGAAGAAGAAGAAAAAGAACUUUUUUCGUACUGUAGAGACGCGUCGAGAGUACCGGAUUAUUUUUUGUGCUUUUCGGUUAUAUUGAAAAAAAACUUUUUUUUGUGCUUGAAGUUUUGUGAGUUCUUGGUUUGGCAAUGGAGUUACUUUUAGGGCGUCGUAAAAGGUCGCCAGUAUUAUUAGCAGUUAUCUUCAUCACAUUUUUUCACAGCGUAUUAAGUAGGCAUCGAAUAAGGCACUACAAAGACCGUUUCAAAAGGCAACAAGGGGCACAUUUGUACCUGCCAGAGAGUUUCGUGACAGAGGGAGACGAGGGUCGGGAGGACGCCGGUCCAUGGUUGGAAUGGUCGGAACCGAGUCCCUGUUCCAGAACCUGCGGAGGAGGCGUCAGCACCCAAUACAGACAGUGCCAGGACGGUUAUAUUUGCCGAGGGGCUUCCAGGAGGCAUUUCUCUUGUAACACGCAGGAUUGUCCGGAUACAGGGGACUUCCGGGCCCAGCAAUGUUCCGAGUAUGACGAGGUUGCAUUUGAAAACGAAAAAUAUCAGUGGAUUCCGUAUACAAAAGGGCCGAACCCCUGUGAACUGAACUGUAUGCCCAAGGGGCAAAGGUUCUACUACAGACAUGCCCCACAAGUUAUCGACGGAACGAGAUGUACCGACGACAAACUGGACGUUUGUGUGAACGGAAAAUGUCAGCCAGUAGGUUGCAAUAUGAUGUUGGGAUCCAAUCUAACAGAAGACGAGUGUCGUAUCUGUGGCGGCGACGGGAGCACCUGUAACACCAUAAGAAAUACUCUGGAUUUGAAUGAUCUUCAAAUGAAACAAGGAUACAAUGAUAUUCUGUUAAUUCCUGCUGGGGCUACGAAUAUUGCCGUUGAAGAGGUAGCGCCAUCAAACAAUUACUUAGCUGUAAGAAACACAUCCGGUUAUUAUUACUUGAACGGUAACUGGCGAAUCGAUUUUCCUCGUUCCAUUGAGUUUGCCGGCAGUAAGUUCCAUUACGAGAGGUUCCCACAGGAGUUCGCUGCCCCAGAUAAAAUUUACACUCUGGGGCCUAUCGAUGAACCACUUUUCAUUGUUUUAUUAUAUCAAGAUACAGUGGUCCCAGUCCAAUACAAAUACAGUUUACCGACAAACGUUCAACCAGGAGACGACCAUGAAACUUACGCCUGGACUUUUGAUGAAUACACUCCCUGUACGGCCACAUGUGGCGGAGGAAUCCAGUAUAGGAACGUUUCGUGUGCCGGACGUAGAACUUUGGACCCGGUGGACGAAAUCCUUUGUGACGCAGGUCGAAAACCGGAAACCUCCAGGAGGUGUAACGAGGUGGCUUGCGAGGCUCAAUGGGUGCCACAUCCGUGGGGCAACUGUUCAGUCCCAUGCGGAGAAGAAGGAGGGAUUCAAACCAGAGAGGUAUCGUGUCAGCAAAUCGUCUCAAACGGGUAUCCUUCGUUAGUAGAGGAGACUCAGUGUCAAGGACCGAAACCACCCCAACAACAGACUUGUAAUAAAGGGAAAACUUGCGCCAGUUGGCAUUUAGGACCGUGGAAACCGUGUGAUCAUUUAUGCGGUGACGGGAAACAAACGCGACAAGUGACGUGUUAUAUUAAAGACGAAAAUGGGAAAAUUCAAAUUUUAGACGAUGCCCAGUGCGAGGCUUUAGAAGAUAAACCGGCCGCGGAACAGGAUUGUUUUGUACGGCCUUGUGAGGGUGUCGAUUGGAUUACAUCUGAAUGGAGUGGGUGCGAUAACGUGUGCGGAUUAAACAACGAAACGAGACGAGUAUUUUGCGCAACGGCCAAAGGACAAAUCUACGGUGACGAAUUGUGCGACCUAAAUCAAAAACCGGAAACGAUCCGGGGAUGCGAAAAAAGCGAAAACGAAACGUGCAACUUUAUGUGGUACGCGUCGCAAUGGAGCGAGUGUUCGGCCAAAUGCGGAGUGGGAAUUCAAACCAGAACGUUAUUCUGCGGCCUGUCCUCCUCCGAGGGCGUUAAAAAAGUCGAAAACGAGAAAUGCGAUCAAAGCAAGAAUUUUGAGACGAUUCGGAACUGUACUGGGAAUACGGAGUGCGACGGAGAGUGGUUCAGUGGACCAUGGACCGAAUGCUCCAAGGCUUGUGGAGGUGGAGAACGCUCCAAAAAGGUGGUUUGUAUUAAAGGAAACGAAGUGGUGGACGAUUCCCAUUGUGACCCUGACGCUUUUAUCAUACCGAGAGAAGAUUGCAACGAACAACCAUGCACUAAAGAUUCAAUCAUGCCGCUAGACAAGAAAACGUCUGCCGCCCUCGAGAAGGAAGAAAGCGAGAAACCGACCACUAAAAUGCCUCCCACCACCGAAUCUGUGACCGAAACCGGCGGAUCCGAAACGAGUGUGACCGGAAAAGAGUCUGACGGUACCGAAAGUAUGUCCGCGAGCGACAUCUCUGAGUUAACAAAGAGUUUCGAGUUCACCACCGAACCCCAAUCGGAGGAAUCCGGUAAAGAGGGCGAGGAAAACUAUGAAAUCGUGCCUGCGGAUACUUGUGACGACGGCGAAUGGGUGGAAGUGGCUGUUAAAGAAGUUCUUAUUGACGAAGCAUCUGCCGUAACAGAAACAACAAUAGAUUUCAGCGAACCGAGCGGCAGUACGACAACACCGCUAGAACCUGAUUAUUCUAUUUAUGACACCAUGAUGAGCGAUGGUACCACCAUGGAAGACACGGCCAUUACCGGCUCGGGAGAUGGCGCUAGUUCCUUGUCGUCAACGCAGGAAGAGGGUUCCGGAAGUGAACCGUCUUCCAUUGUAACCGACGAUGUUGAACCGUCUGUCUCAUAUAUAAGUUCUUCAAUGGUUUCCGGAUCCACCGAAUCAGAAACCGGAUCUACAACCACGGAAGGCAUCUCAGAAUCCCCAUCUACCACCAUCGAAAGCUCAGAAACGAGUACAGAAGUCUCUGCUAGUUCUGAAGCAACAACAAUCACGGGCACAGAAACUGGAACUACUGUUACUGAAGAAACUACGGAUGUUUCGUCAACUACAGCCAAACUGUUGGAGGAUGAAUUAAGUUCGCACGAGUGUCAGGCGCCAUUUGACGCGUGCGAGAUCGUAAAACGCGAAUGCCCCUCGCGUUACAAAAUCUACGUAGACGAAAACGAGUGUUUUACGUGUAAAUGUGGAGAAACUGCUUCAUCUGAGACUGUAGAGGGCUCUACAGAGACUCCUACGACUAUUGAAAGUUCCACUACUAUUGUAACUAGCGAGAGCUCUGAAAGUAGUACUUCAGACACUACCAUUGAUCUAAGUACUGUCACAGAAACCGCCACUAGUGGUAGCUCAGAAACUAAUGAAAGUAGUAGUUCGGAUACUACCAUUGAUCUGAGUACUGUUACGGAAACUAUUACUAGUGAGAGCUCUGAAAGUACUCAAACCACUGAAAGUAUAACUUCCGAUACUACCACUGAUAUGAGUACUGUCACGGAAACUAGUACUAGUGGUAGUUCAGAAACUACUGAAAGUGUUACUUCAGAUGCCACCACUGUGAACUUAAGUACUAUUACUGCAUCUACAGAGACUAUUGAGGGAUCUGAAAGUACCACUUCUGAGGGAACCACUAAAUCAACAACGAGCGGGUCUACCAUCGGAUCUACCGAAGAAAGCGGUUCUACCACUGAAGUGGGUUCUACUGCUACUGAUUCUUCUACUGUAACAAGUGAGGGUAGCACCACGGAAGUCAUUAGUACUUCUGAAGGGUCAACGGAAACUGGCGGUUCCACGGAAACCACCCAAUCGUUCACAGAAAGUACCACAGAAGUAACCUCAACCACUUCUGGCAGCAGCGAGGAGAGUACCACCACGGAAUCUGGAACAACUGGAUCCGAAAUGUCUACAACAGAAUCGACUGGAUCAACAAUGGAGACCAUGGAAACCGGCGCUUCCGAAAGUAGCACAGAGUUUACCGGCAGUACAACCGAAAUCGACAUCUUCUCCACUACACCGACAGAGACAGAUUUAACCACCACUUUGUGGCCUACGACGCACGUUACGGAAAUCUUUAAGAAGCGACAAAGGAUGUGCAAAAGACGGAAAAUCAUGCAGUGCCAGAGCAGUAAAUACGGCUGCUGUUGGGAUAAUAUCCAUGCCGCAGCGGGACCGUUCGAUAAAGGGUGUCCCACGCCGAAAACUUGCAAAGAAUCGACGUACGGGUGUUGUGCCGAUGGAGUUUCAGCAGCACUUGGACCCAAAAACCGAGGUUGUCCGAGCAGCCAUUGUAACGAAACACUAUUCGGUUGUUGUUGGGACAAGAAAACACCCGCGGAAGGUAACGACGAUGAAGGUUGUCCACCAAAACCGCCGGCGUGUGUUAGUUCUGAAUGGGGAUGCUGCAAAGACAACAUUACCGAAGCUAAAGGCCCGAGUCAAAAAGGUUGCGAACCAGACGAGACGACCGAAAACGAAAUCUCUACAACCGAAGCCAUCACCGAACCGACCACCUUAUCACCGGAAGAAUGUAAAACAACCGAUUACGGUUGCUGUCCGGACGGAACACCGGCUAAAGGUCCUCAAUAUCAGGGAUGUAACUUACCUUGUGCCAGUUCUACUUAUGGAUGCUGUCCCGACCAACAGAAUCCCGCGCACGGUUACAGGGGCGAGGGUUGUUGCCUUAAUACUCCGUUUGGUUGUUGCUCUGACGGUGUCACCGCGGCCAGAGGUGCCAACGGUGAAGGAUGCGACUGCCAGAGUUCGACUUAUGGAUGUUGUCCGGAUCGUGUAACGCCUGCUCAAGGUUAUAACAACGAAGGAUGCGGCUGUAGGUACAGCCAAUACAAGUGCUGUCCCGACGAGUUGACCGCCGCCUCCGGACCGAACUUUGAAGGUUGCCCGUGUCACACGUUCCAGUUCGGCUGUUGUCCCGAUGGGGUCACCGUUGCCGAAGGACCCCAACAACAAGGAUGCGAUUGCAGAUUAAGCGAGUUCGGAUGCUGUUCGGACGAAGUAACUGCGGCCACGGGACCCGAGGGCGCUGGAUGUAGUUGCGCACAAACGAAAUACGGUUGUUGCCUGGACGGUGUAUCCGAGGCUAAAGGCGAUAACUUUGCCGGGUGUGAAGAAAUUCCCGUUGAUCGUCAAGGUGCGUGUUCGUUACCGAACAUACGCGGUCCCUGCCGAAACUUCACCGUCAAAUGGUUCUACGACAUAAAAUACGGCGGUUGCUCCAGAUUUUGGUACGGCGGAUGUGACGGCAACGAAAACCGCUUCAAAACCAAAGAAGAAUGCGAGGGAGUGUGCGUCAAACCGCAAGGAAUCGAACGAUGCAACUUACCGAAAGUAAACGGCUCUUGCGACGGGUACUUCUUGAAAUGGUACUACGACAAAGAGAUGCGACAAUGUUCGCAGUUCGCUUACAGCGGCUGUUUAGGGAACGACAAUAAGUUCGAUACGCGUGAGGAAUGCGCCGAGUUGUGUUCCAAGGACGUUUCGGCGGAUCCUUGCGAACAAACCAAGUCCGAAGGUCCGUGUCGGGGACAAUUUAGGCGGUUCUUCUUCGACAAGGAGUCCGGAGAUUGUCAGGAGUUUAUUUACGGGGGCUGCAGGGGUAACAGUAACAAUUUCGUUUCUCGGGAGGCGUGCAAGUUGAAAUGCGCCACGCCCGGCAAGAAACGGGAUUAUUGCACGUUACCAAAGGCUGAGGGUAAUUGCACGGCACGAGAACCCCGAUGGCACUACGGUGCCCACGAGCAACGUUGCCUGCCAUUCUAUUAUACCGGCUGUCACGGUAACAAGAACAAUUUCAACAGUAAAGAUGCAUGCGAGGAAAAUUGCCCUAAAGAAGUCGCUCAAGAUAUGUGCCAUCUACCGGCACACAUUGGCGAGUGUGGCAAUUACGUCACCCGUUGGUACUGGGACACCAGGUACAAGAGAUGCAGCCAGUUCUACUGGGGCGGAUGCGGCGGAAACGCCAACAAUUUCCAGACGGCUGAGGAGUGCGAGAGGUCUUGCUUGCGGGGAGAGGAAGAGGUUCCUCCUCCUCCUACUGCACCUUCGACUCGUGCACCCGUUCAGGAGCCUCAAACUGAGAGGCCCACUCAAGCGGAGCCUGCACCUCAUACUGCUAGAGUACCCACCAUUGAAGAAAUUUGCGCAAUGCGUCCGGACCGCGGCCCAUGCACCGACGACGCCCUCCACUACUACUACGACGGCGUGGACGGAGUUUGCAAGAACUUCACUUACGGAGGCUGCGGCGGCAACUACAACAACUUCGAAAACGAGGAGAUUUGCCUCCAGUAUUGCGGUUCCGUUCGGGCGUUGCCUCCCGUUUACACCACUCAGGCCCCCCUUAUUAUUCGAGAACCUCUACCAGAAAACUCUCGAUGCUACGAACAAUUUGAUCCCGGUAACUGUACUUACCAGUACGAACUGUUCUAUUAUGAUAGAAACACUGACAGUUGUAAUAAGUUUAUUUAUUCGGGUUGCGGAGGUAGUGGAAACCAGUUUUAUAGCGAGGAAGACUGUCUCAGGCAAUGUGGAGAGUUUAGGGGACAAGACAUUUGCAAUUUGGACAUGGACCCGGGCCCGUGCUACGGCGCCUUCACCAAAUACUACUUCGACAAAAACAGCGGCACCUGCCGCGAGUUCAGUUACGGAGGCUGCAAGGGUAACGCCAACCGAUUCAGUUUGGUGCAAGAGUGCGAAGCGAUUUGCGGCAGAAGAGACGAACCGAAACCGUCCCAACAACCAGCAGAAGUGUGUCAGCUGCCGGCCGAUCAAGGCUCUUGUGCAGACCCGAACCACAAACGUUGGUACUUCGAUAACACCCAAGGGGAAUGCAAAGCGUUCAUUUACAGCGGCUGCGGCGGCAACUAUAAUAACUUUAAAACAUUCCAAGCAUGCUUAGAUUUUUGUAAAGACUUCUUGCCGCAUUCUGAAUCCCCAAUAGUAGACCCCGGGAUCGUCUCGAGCCAAAAAUGCCAAGAGAAAUUCGAAGAGUGUAGCAACUUGAGAUGCCCGUACGGUGUGGAAGCUUACGUGGACGAGAACGACUGUAACGGCUGUAGAUGCAGGGAUCCCUGUAGAGACGUAGACUGUCCAGAGAACACCAAAUGCGGCAUCGAUUUAAACAGAAAUAGAACUUCGCAGGAGGACGCCGAAUUUGUUGCUGUGUGCAGAGAAAUAAAUAAAUCGGGACAAUGCCCCGCCUUCUCCACGAACACCAAUAACGACAUUUGCGAUAACGAGUGUACGACCGACGCGGAUUGUACGUUACACUACAAGUGUUGCACCUCGUCGUGCGGAUUCGCUUGUUUGGAGCCUCAAAAGGAGGUUGUCGAGGUUCCUGCGCCCCAACCCGAGUACACCACGAUGUCCAGUGUCGAAAUUUAUUCUCCGCCUAAAAUCGACGUCGAAAUAUAUGAACCUGAAGUAUCGGCGAUGUUAGGGGACCAAGCGAUCCUAAACUGCGCAGUCAGCGGGAAUCCUAAUCCCAAUAUCGUUUGGCAGAAAGAUAAUGUCAUUAUUGAUGGUACGCAACCGAGAUACCGCAUACGACUGGACCAAACCCUUCAGAUUAUAACUAUUCACAAAACAGACGCCGGUGUGUACGUUUGCACCGCGGAUAAUAAAAUCGGUAAACCGAUACGAAACGAGAUUCGACUGGAAGUAGUCGAUCCAUCCGCCGACCGAGCCGUCUCAAUCUUAAACGGUCAAGAUCCGGAACUGCUCAGCAACCACAUAAUCGCCUCCUUUAAUUCCCCCGCAUCCCUCCAAUGUUACGCCCUGGGGUGGCCGUUGCCGGCGGUCACCUGGUGGAAGAACGAGGAACUGAUUCCGCUUAAAAAUCGCGAAUUCGAAGUUACGAAAGACUACGCCCUGCUGAUCCAUUCGAUACAGUUGCACAAUUUGGGCGUGUACACUUGUCAGGCUUACAAUGGUAUCGGUCAGGCGGCCAGUUGGUCCGUAACCGUUAAGGCCAAGGGUCCGUAUUUCUCGAAUAAUCCCGCGGACGUCAAGUAUAUGCAAUACGUGGUUAAUCCACCGGGACCGCCCACCGUUCUUCCACCACCACUCCCGACCGUACCUCCCACUACUCAAAACUGGGAGCGUCCCACCGCGUUCCAGAGACCCACUCCUCAACCCUAUAUUCCUCCCGUUUAUUCUACCGAAGAUCCUAAUUCCUCCGUGUUUGAUCCCAAUGAAAUUUAUCCGCAGUUUCCGGACGGAGGAGUGCCUGAUUCUGUAGUUAUUGUACCAGUUCGUGCUAACAUAACCUCAACCGAAACCAGAUACCCUACGGGUAGUACCGUGCAAAUCCCUUGUCAAGUGGACGGAUAUCCCUUGCCGCAAGUGCAAUGGUACAAAGACGAGGUGCCUUUAUAUCCAAAUGCUAAUGAAAGAAUAUCAGAAUCGGCAACUCAUACCCUAACAAUAAAAUCCGCAGACAAACGCGACUCUGGCAGAUACAAAUGCGAAGCAACUAAUCAGUACUCGAAAGCAACGAGCAGCCUGGAUGUUUCGAUUGAAGGAAUGUACAUCGACCCAAGUUGCACCGACAACCAAUUCUUUGCCAAUUGCAAACUGAUCGUUAGAGCGAACUUCUGCAACCACAAAUAUUACGCGAAAUUCUGUUGUAGGUCUUGCACAGAGGCGGGCCAAUUGCGAGCGGAUAAUAAACAAAACGCUCUCGAUACUAAUCUGAUUUAAAUGCAAAAACUUUGACUCUGAUGCUUAUCUUGUUAGGCAGACCCUCUAGUCUUAAUGAAUUGACAUUUUUAAAAUUUUAAUUUUAGUCUGUCUGUAACACGGGCCAUUAUAGGUGUAAGAUAGUUUUUGUAUGUGCCGGAAAAAGGAUUUUAAUUUGUUUUAAGCAGCUACAUUUAAGCAAACAGAGGUCAACAUGAAUUAUGGACAUGUUCUCCAGGUUUUACUAAAAUUAGUUCGCAUUUUACGGUUAAUAUUAUUAUUGUAGAUAAAAAAAAAUCAGAAAAAAGUGCAAUCGCUGUCGUGUAAAUAUAAUUUUAAAUUUAGUAAUUUAUAUGUGUAAGCAAUGUGUAAAAAUGUGUUCACUUCAUUGUAAAAUGCUAAGAAAUAAUUAUUUUUAAAGAAUAA